Paramecium tetraurelia is the source of this 843-nucleotide messenger RNA. RefSeq lists its product as uncharacterized. The record is from RefSeq and is a predicted model, not a curated record. Lineage: Eukaryota; Ciliophora; Oligohymenophorea; Peniculida; Parameciidae. The transcript is spliced from 3 exons.
AUGAGCAAAUGUAAAGUAAAGGAGGAGGAACAAAAUGUCCAAACUCCAAUGGGUAUCUCUAAAUCGACAGUUUCUAAACCAAGUAGGAGGAAGGUUUUGUUAGAGAUUCAAUCCUUUCAAUCUGCUUAUUUAAAAGUGGUGAGUAAAUUCUUAAAAGCCUUGCAUAGCCUCCAAUUGGCUCAACUUCACCCACAGAAUAAGUGUCUCCCAUCCUAUCCAUUUGUCCUAUAGUAUUCAUUCAAUGAAUUCUUGGUACAUUUGGGUGGACAUAAAAUGGAUUUUUAGAAUGUCCCUGUUUUGGAGGCUAUCCAAUAAUAACAUCAUAUCUAGUAGAGUGAACCAAAAUUAAUCACUUAAUAAUGUCCAACGAUUAGACUGAGUAUCUAAAAACGAAAAGGAUUUUCAAGUCAAGAAUAAAAGGAUACCAAAAACAUCCCCAAGAAUUAUUGUAAGGCUAUUAUUACCUUCGCUACAAAGCACCAAGCACUUUGUCAUCAAAUAUUGGGAGACUAGUUGAAAGUAGUCAAGUUUUUAGAAAGAAUAACAGUCUACAAGAAGAAGUUGAUGAAUAUUCGCAUUUUCAGUGGAUUGCUAUCUUAAUCAGAGGACCCUACUGAGGAGGAAUUCAAUCAAACUUUCAGAAUUUUGAGUCGUAUAUUCGUUAAGAAGUACGCAAUUAAUUAUAUAUUUAAUUCAAAGAUAGUCUAGCACAAUUGGCAUCUUCAAUAUCGUCAGUAGAUAUACAAAGGUAUCAAAAAUCCUAAGAACUUCUCCCAUAUCAAGAAAUUAUGAUAUAUUUAGUAUAUUUGAUUCUAAAUUAAAAUCGAAGAUUAUUUUUUUUUA